UCAGACCACACAAGAUCUGAGUAUUGUAAUCAUGGGAGCUGCAGAAAGCAAGCUUGCUUUUCGAAAGAAUGUAUUCGCCUUGUAUGAGCACCAGGCAAUCCCACAAGAUAACCAAGCCUUCUGGGACUCAUUCUUAGAGCUGCCUGACACUCCGGAAAAUGUGUUUAAUCUCAUAUCUCCCAAAGAUGUGCGCAAGAUCAUCCAAGAGCAUCCAGAGAAUAUCAAAAUGCUUGUUCAAAAGGUUUCUGCUCAUAUUUUAGGAUUCAGCCAACUUACCAGUCGUCCUCAGCCCAAAGACAUCAAAGAGGUUUUAAAUGCCGUCCGGAUCUUGACAAGACUAUUGCCAUUUAUUUUUGAAUUGGAUGAUGGUGGUGUGCUUGAGUCUAGUAUGUUUUGGGACAACGAGAUCAAAGAGUCUGUUCCUCAAUCUACUGCCGAAGCCAAGGAUGGUGGUAUACCUACGCUUGGCAGUCGGCUUGCUAUUGCAGCAGUCCAGCUUCUGUUUUACCAAAAAUUCACGCUGCCAGAUCUAGAUACUGACUCGGAGAAUGUCAGAUUUUCUAUUUGGUUGAAAGGAGUGGGUGCUACAGAUUCGCUACCAACAUCAAGAGAUGAAAUUAUCCAUCGCAUCGAAGUGCUUCGACUAUUGUUCACAAUGAUGUCUUGUACUCUAUACUGUAAACCAAAUCAACUCAUUGAGAAUGAGAACAAAUGGACAAAUGUGGUUAUUUCAAAAUUGGAAAAAAAACAUGCUCUGUGCCUUUUGUGUUCACUUCUCAACACGAUUACAACCUAUGAUCCUAUUGGUUGGGCAGCUCUACCCUAUAAUUAUCUUUUUUUUGGAGACGUUCAGGAACCUUUUGUUUCUAUUUGCACUCAAACUCUCACUGCUCUGCUAGACUAUAAAUCUUGGGAGUCCUCUACUACAAAGCAUGCACGUGCAGAAAGGCGAGCGGGCAAAGCUUAUUUACCAGGGUCGACCAAGAAGAUUUCCAUAACUACAGAACUUUUGACUCUUUUAUGGGGAUUCUUACGGCACCUUGUUGGAUCCGCUCAUUUGCUUAUCAUCAUGGAAGCUUUGCUUGGCGUAUGCUUAGAAGUACGGAGAGAGCCUGCUCGUGCAGGAUCAUUAAGACUGGCCUGUUUUAUCUUACAUAUUCUCUCACAAGAACGUGGAUUUGGAGUGUCGUUGAAUGAGCCUUUUGAUAUGGCCACUGUCGGCUCACUUUCCAGACACUUUCCCGUUUUUUCUCAGGGCUGCUGGGGUGAUUUUUUGUUUUUGUCGGUAUAUGUCAUCUUGUCUACUACUGGACCUAUGCGUCCAGUGAUUUUAAGCCUUCAAGAACCACUGCUAGUUGUACUUGCAAAUUCAUCACCACUUGUAAAAUGUCUUACAGCAACAACUGCCAAUAAGCUUAUUUCACUUUUUGAUGUAUUUUCGAGUCCAGCAUUUUUGCUUUCCAAGGAGCACAACUACCGACUACUCUAUUAUCUCCUUGACAUUUUCAACAAUAUUAUUCAAUAUCAAUUUGCAGGCAAUGCACAGUUGAUUUACUCGUUGGUGCGUCAUAAGGAUAAGAUCAAUAGUCUGUAUCAAAUGUCAUUGAAGAGUGCGAUUAGCGAGAUUGAGCGGAUGCGACUUGCCGACUCGAAGCGUCUGGAUGGAAAAUCUCAAACUUUGACUGCUACUGAGUCUACCUUGCUACAGGAUACGGAAACCAACACACCACAAGAGCCUGCUGAUGUGAUAGCAUCUACUGAAACUGUAAAAAAUGAGGAUCCAGUUCAGGAUCAGGAAAAGUCGGAACUUUCUGAAAAGGCAAAAGGCAAGCUUCCAGAUCGGUCUGAGAUAGCUGACAAGGAAAGCAAAGUUGUACCUGUUACCAGUACAGACUUGCCAUUAACUGAGGAGCCAACCACUCCAGUUUUUCGAUCCAAAUGUGGAUUUAAGCCAACCGAAGAAUGGUUUCAUUCAUGGCGCUCGCAGCUGCCCUUAUUGGUACUUUUGUCACUUUCCGACUAUCUUCGACCACGCAUUGAGCAGUUUUGUGUUGAUAAUGGGCUUAACGAUGACCGCAAAGUAGUCGAAUUUUUGUCCAAGGAGACUGUUGUUGGUGUCCUUCCUCAACCACACUUGAUCAUGAUGCGCUCGUUUACUUAUUCUGACCCGAUGCAUGUAUGGUUUACAAGCUAUUUUUGGGGUACGGUAUAUCUGAAAGCGACAGAGACAAUGAGUGCAGAGACUGCCAAAAUAUGUCCUCCUAUUUGGCUUGGAACAGCGAUUCAACUGUUUCAUGUUCGAGUGAAUGCUUCUAAAUAAGUUGAAGUAUUCGAGUAGUUUAAGAAUGUCGAAAGCAGUUUUAUCGAAAUGAAUUUGGAGCGUUACAUAAAAACUAUAUUUGAUUAAUUG
Batrachochytrium dendrobatidis JAM81 is the source of this 2410-nucleotide messenger RNA. RefSeq lists its product as uncharacterized. The transcript is spliced from 12 exons. NCBI's taxonomy places the organism in Eukaryota, Fungi, Chytridiomycota, Chytridiomycetes, Rhizophydiales. The record is from RefSeq and is a predicted model, not a curated record. The coding region runs from base 32 to 2320 and encodes 762 amino acids. Gene Ontology annotation, cellular component: Golgi medial cisterna; membrane; Golgi trans cisterna.